Messenger RNA from Dichomitus squalens LYAD-421 SS1, 2208 nucleotides. RefSeq lists its product as uncharacterized. The record is from RefSeq and is a predicted model, not a curated record. Gene Ontology annotation, biological process: rRNA processing. The coding region runs from base 1 to 2208 and encodes 735 amino acids. The transcript has 10 exons. Gene Ontology annotation, cellular component: nucleus. Lineage: Eukaryota; Fungi; Basidiomycota; Agaricomycetes; Polyporales; Polyporaceae.
AUGGACGGUUCUAAUCGCCUGAAAGAUUUUUUGCAGCUACAGCUAGCCUCCGACUCCUACGCCGUCUUGCACCUGCCCUUCGUCCUGGAAACCCUUUCGAAGGAGGACUUCUUGCCUUCCUCCCACACGCUGAAAUGGAUAGCCCGCGUCAACUCCCUCAUACACUCAAAGGAUCCUGCGGCGAGGUGGAGUGGAUUGUGCCUGGCAUUCCAGACGGCCACAUUUUCUAGAGACAUCAUGCUGGAGUGCGCUCAGAGUUGGGUCGGAGCGGCAAUGCCGUUGCUCGUAAACCAACCACUACCCACAACCAAGGCCGCUAUCAGACUAUUAAGACUCGUUUUCUCGAGUGCAAUGGAUGUUACGGAGUAUCAGCGUCAACUUUGCAUCCCCAACGUCCCAAAGUACGCCAGUGCCCUCAUUGCACUCCUCGAAAAGGACUCCAGCACAGAGACCGCUGUCCUGGCCAUUGACACACUGGAACAUAUCGUGUCCCUCUACCCCUCACUCUGCCGACCCCUCCACAACCAAUUAUCCAACGUGGCUCUGCGCUCGCUCAAUGGCUCGGCCCCAACACCGAUGUCAGACAAGCUUGUCGAAGCAUGCUCGCGGUUGUACGCUGUACUGCCUCUCACUGGUGGGAAGGUGAACGCUCCUAGUCUUUGGCGAAAGUCACUGGACGAUACAAUGACCUUCGCUUGGGGUGCUUUCCUACAAGUGAGGACCACAUAUCCUGACAGAGGGUAUGGUGUUCCUCAUCUCGCACCUCCGUCAGACGAUCCAAUCGUUGAUGUUCCGUUGGCUUUGGAUCGUCUACGUGCAGCUACUCGUGUAAUUGGAGAUCUCCUUAGGACGAGCACCUCACGCCCUAUAUCACUGCCUGUGGGGCCCUUGGUACGAUUAUGCCUGGCUCUGCUACAGUCCACGUUAGAGGACAAGGGUAUUGCUCAUGCAAAUCAUGUCGUACAUGCGCUGGAAGCCUCCGUCAUUCCGACGCUGUGGGGUUUCGCCUGCGAGAUACUGAUUUCCGUGGCGAAAGCAGGUCGGCAUCAUUUGACCCCUCAUCUGCCACCGCUUCUGACCAGUCUUGCGUAUCAUCUGGAGCAACCACAAAAUCUAAUUGCAUCGCGGUUGGUUCGUGCGACCUUACCUAAGCUUGCCAUCCUGUUGUCAAAACGUUCACAAGCCGGUACCGAGAACGAGCAAGCAUCUGGACAAGGGAGAAGCAAGAAAGGCAGAAGACAUGCGCGCGGCUACGAGGGCGAUGAAGUAUUCAAGGUCGGUCGCCGGAUCGUAUGCGUUACGGCAGAGGAGGGCGAUGUUCUCCUUGUCUCCGUCGAUCUGCUCGAAAUCCUUCUGAGUAGAACUCAGGUCAACGCGCCAGUACACUCGAUUGCGUCCCGACUCUUGCUCGCGAUCUACGCCUCUCUCCCGCAGCUGCCGCCCAGCAUCUUAUCGUCGGAUCUGUCCCUGAAGCAACGCUUAUGUGCUAAACUCAAACGGCUGUGCAUGGGUCUCGCGAUCGGGACGACAAGCACCAUGAGCAAAUGCGUCGGCCUCGUACUGAGCAUAUCGGACGGCACGGUCGAUGAAGAUGACGACCUCACUGUACACACCACAGUUGACCUUCUACUUCAUCCGCGUGCCCCGCCAUUGGUGCGAUCCCUGCCCCAUGUCGAGCUGCUAUCGCUUUUCCGUGCCGAAGAGGGUGAGGAAGAAGCGGACACUCGGAGACGUGUUGGCCUACAUGUCCUAGACGAGCGCAGCGACCGACUACCGGACGCGACUGGAAGCCAGACGCCGCACGAGGCAGAGUGGACAAGGUUACAGCCAUCUGUACCGCAAGCAGCGAGAAGCCCCGGGGCGCCGUCAGCACAGGAACCCUACGGCACUGUAGCCAUGCAGGUCGAUGUCUCUCCUCUUGCUCCAACGGCAGGUCAAGCUUCGCGGGAUCCGCCAUCCUCUGCCGGGUUGGAACGUUCGCAACCCCCGACUUCCUUCGCACACAAGCAGUCGGCGACCCACCGGACAGCGCAAUCACCGUUGCCGCCGCCUGAUCCAUUGCCGUCUAACAGUACUGCAUUAAGUCUGGAAUCGAAACCCGCUUCAGAUCUCCCCGUAACCCAAGCAACUGCCCCCCUGAUGGAGGACGAUGACGAUGACGAGCCAAUGCCCACUAUAGACCUCGCUUCGGACUCCGAAUCCGAGUAG